ACAGACAUGGCCCUGCCACCUUUCUUCGCCCAGGGCCGGCAGGGACCGCCGCCCCCGCAGCCACCUCCUUCCGCUCCGUUCGGCUGUCCGCCCCCGCCGCUGCCCUCCCCGGCUUUCCCGCCGCCUCUUCCCCAGCGGCCCGGCCCCUUCCCGGGGGCAUCCGCCCCCUUCCUCCAGCCUCCGCUGGCACUGCAGCCCCGCGCCCCGGCCGAGACCUCCCGCGGCGGCGGUGGCAGCGGCAGCAGCGGCUCCUUCUUCCCGGUGCCGCCCCCGCCGCUACCGCCGCCGCCGCCCCAGUGCCGGCCCUUCCCGGGGCCCGACGCCGGCGAGCGUCCGCGGCCACCGCCUCCAGGCCCCGGGCCGCCCUGGAGUCCGCGCUGGGCCGAGGCGCCGCCGCCGCCCGACGUGCUCGGGGACGCGGCCCUGCAGCGCCUGCGCGACCGGCAGUGGCUGGAGGCGGUGUUCGGGAACCCUCGGCGGCCGGGCGGCCCCAGGACACCGCGCACACCCGUCGGGCCCAGCCUGGGCGAGGUGCGCACGCGAUUGCGCGCCGCUUUUCGCCUGGUGCGGCGGCUCCGUAGCCUGGGGCAGUCCCUGCGCGAGGCCGAGGCCGACGGAGCGGCCUGGGCCUCGCUACACGCUCAGGCUGUGCCAUUGAGAGCGGAGCUAGUCGAGCGGCUGCAGCCGCUGGCCCAGGCCGCCUAUGUGGGCGAGGCGCAGCGGAGGCUGGAGAGGGUCCGGCGCCGCCGGUUGCGGAUUCGGGAGAGGGCCCGGGAACGCGAAGCUGAGCGGGAGGCGGAGGCCGCGCAGGCCACAGAACGGGAGCAGGAGAUUGACCGCUGGAGGGUGAAGUGCGUGCAGGAAGUGGAGGAAAAGAAGCGGGAACAAGAACUCAAAGCAGCUGCUGAUGGUGUUUUAUCUGAAGUAAGGAAAAAGCAAUCGGACACUAAAAGAAUGGUAGACAUUCUGCGUGCUUUAGAGAAAUUGAGGAAACUGAGGAAAGAAGCUGCAGCGAGGAAAGGGGUCUGUCCUCCUGCCUCAGCAGAUGAGACUUUUGAGCAUCAUCUUGAGCGACUGAGAAAACUCAUUAAAAAGCGCUCUGAACUGUAUGAAGCUGAAGAGAGAGCCCUCCGAGUUAUGCUAGAAGGAGAACAGGAGGAAGAGAGGAAAAGAGAAUUAGAAAAGAAACAGAGAAAAGAGAAAGAGAAACUUUUACUUCAGAAACGAGAAAUCGAGUCCAAGUUAUUUGGAGAUCCGGAUGAGUUCCCACUUGCUCACCUAUUGCAGCCAUUCCGCCAGUAUUACCUCCAGGCCGAGCACUCCUUGCCUGCGCUCCUUCAGAUAAGGCAUGAUUGGGAUCAGUACCUGGUGCCGUCUGAUCAUCCCAAAGGCAACUCCAUUCCCCAAGGAUGGGUCCUUCCCCCGGUCCCCAGCAACGACAUCUGGGCAACGGCCGUUAAGCUGCAUUAAGACGCUCCAGGAGUGUGAUCCAGCAGGCGAGCACUGCAGCUCUGGAUGUUAGUGAUGCUGUCGUCUCACGCUGUAGUCUUCUGUACAACUUAAACUUCAUGCGCUAUUGUCUUAGCUGGAAGUCAUGCUUCUUUCUGGUCUCUGCCCUGGCCAGAGGUGCCUUUUGAAACAGAUUAAUAAGGUUCUUCGGGAAAGGGCCUAGAUGAACUGAGGUUGUUAACACGGACAGUGGCCUUGGCUCACUAAAUGUGCCUCUGUUUUGAGGGGCUUGGUGAAAUGUGGCCUGUUCACUUUCUCUAGGUUUGUUGUAUAUUGGUGGGUAAGUACAGUCGUCACACUUGGUUACUCCUUACCUUCCUGUACCAAUUGUCCUCCAGCUCCCAAGAGUACAGGUCAAAGUUUGACCUAAGUUCCGUUGAUCCCAGUUUUGGUGCAGUUGGGAGGCUGCUACUGAAGAUAACAAUGGCUUUAGACUGGGCUGCCAGGAAUGCUUAGAACUGUUGUCCUGUGGAGAGCUUAGAAAACCAGACCCGGCCAGUGCCAGACAAGGUUCGCUCCUGCUCUGACAGACUUUGCCUGUGUCCUCAUGAAAGCAUCAGUCUGGAGUUGCAAGAGAUCUAGCUAUGUCGGGUCUUCAGGAAUAGAAAUGCGUGUCCCUAUGGGACUGUAAUCUUAAUCACAUGAUAGGGGCUGGGGUAGCUCUGGAUUCCCCCACCCCCCUUAGCUCAAGCUUCUAAAAAUAUCCAUGUAGUAAAAGUUUGGAAAAGAGCAAGUACAAAUGGUAAAUUUUAUUUUUUUAUAUUCGUUAAUAAGGGCUAUUGUGUUUGGACACGAUCAGUCAUGACAUGUUAAGGUUUUUGUUUUGCUUUGUUCUGGGUUUUGUUAUUUAAUUUCCUAAAAGCUAAAUAAAUGCCAUUUUCACUUUUUUGUUUGA
Molecule: messenger RNA, 2404 nt
Organism: Arvicola amphibius (Eurasian water vole)
Lineage: Eukaryota; Metazoa; Chordata; Mammalia; Rodentia; Cricetidae
Gene: Pdcd7
Product: programmed cell death 7
Exons: 5
Coding region: 7-1470 (487 amino acids)
Source: RefSeq, a predicted model, not a curated record